Xenopus laevis (African clawed frog) is the source of this 1932-nucleotide messenger RNA. RefSeq lists its product as uncharacterized. NCBI's taxonomy places the organism in Eukaryota, Metazoa, Chordata, Amphibia, Anura, Pipidae. The transcript has 2 exons. The coding region runs from base 398 to 1297 and encodes 299 amino acids. The record is from RefSeq and is a predicted model, not a curated record.
UUUUGUUUUUUUGUCUCUCUUCCCCCACCCCCUCCUUGGUUUUGUUGUAAAUUUCCACUGUAUCACAGUCACUGGGAGGUGGUUUGAGGGGAGGUCCCUGGAUCAGGGGAGGGUUUUUAAUCCCAGAAUGCCCUCCGCCAGUUACACUUGAAAAAGGGUUUGUACCCGAAACAUGUAGUGUUGCACACUGCUAAUAAAUGAACACUUGCAGUUUAUUAAGUACUGCCUGAAGCUGUUUAUUCCUUUCUUCUCUAUGAUAUAUGUACUUCGGGAGUGUGACACAGACUCCAGGGAAUCUACAGCAGUACCAUUUAAUGACCAGGACACACUGGAGCCAGCAAUCCUCCUUCUUUGGCUAUUCUGUGUAUUGGCCCAGUGUUGAAUCACCUGUGGUGAUAUGUCAACUUCUACAGCAGUGGAUCCAGGAACGAAAUUUUCUUCACAAGCAGUUUUUGCUUAUAAUAGCAAAGAAAUUGACCGGAUCUUAAACCAAAGUGAAGGCAUUAACUUGGGUUUCGACUCAAGACCUGCUACUGAACCAGGUAAAGAUUUACUUUACACUGAGAAAAAACUGCUGAACCUGAAAUUACACCGCUCUGCCCUAACUGAAUAUGUUCGUGCAGGGAUUAUACCAAGGGGACUGAGGGCUGAUCUCAAACCAACCCUAUGCACUAAUAAUCCCCUAAUGCAAACACGAUGGCAGGAGAUCUGUUACAAGUUUUCUACAGAUUUAAUGGUGCUGACAAUUGAAUGCCUAGAUGUGGAAAUCGAGGAAGUGAACAUGCUUGUAAUUUCUAAGAAACAGGCAAUAAAUGAACACCUUGAGAGUACCCAGGCUUCGACUUUAUUCACUGAACAACAGGAAAUUCUUAACAAGCUAAAAAAGGAGAUUGUAUCUCGGAAACAGAGAAAAUACCUGAGGGAUAGCCGCGACUACGAGCUGAACUGCGUCUACGAGUGGAGGGAGGAGGCGUCCAAGCAGCGUCGAGAGCGCAGAGGAGCGCCACCCAUACCAUGUGACCGGCGCAUGCCAGUGACGCGAUCGGAGCAAACAGGGAAGUACUACAGGCCACGAGGCCCAGCCCCAAGUCACGAGGAGCAGUGGGAGCCGCGUCAAUCGAAUCCUCGGUACUACAACCGCACACCAACGCUGCAGGAAGGAGCAUCCUAUAGCAGGAGUGAGGACGACUACGCUACCUCUCAUUUUUUAGGAGCAGCGCACAGGGAGAAAAAAGACCCCAGGAAACCGGCACCAAGAGAACCAUAUCCUCGCAGAGACAGAAACCAAAAGAGGUAAUUUAAGAACCAGCUAGUUACAAUUUGAUUCACGGAACUCCUGCCGUCUAAGUAUCAUGAGUUAUUACUUACAAAGGCUAACUUACUAUUACAGGAGUUAUAUUCAUAUAUCGAGCUGGUGAGUAGAAAAUUUGUUUGAUAGAAAAUUGUUUGACUUAAAGUUUUCAGUGUAUUAACCCUAAAGUUGUCUACAUGCUUCUAAUACAACCUUUUAAGUAGGCUUUGUUCAAGCAGUACUUGGUAUUUUCCUUUUUUUGCUUUUUCCAAAUAUUGGAUUAAGGGAUAGGUCUGCAUGACAAUUUCCCGAUAUGGACUUGUUUACUGUACUAAUAGCAAUUUUUGGACACUUCACACAUCAGGAGGAUCACCACAUUGGCUCUAUGGACUUGAAUUAAUUGGACAUUCUUUGUGAAUUGCCUUUUUCCUUUUUUGUUUUUUUGUCUCUCUUCCCCCACCCCCUCCUUGGUUUUGUUGUAAAUUUCCACUGUAUCACAGUCACUGGGAGGUGGUUUGAGGGGAGGUCCCUGGAUCAGGGGAGGGUUUUUAAUCCCAGAAUGCCCUCCGCCAGUUACACUUGAAAAAGGGUUUGUACCCGAAACAUGUAGUGUUGCACACUGCUAAUAAAUGAACACUUGC